AUGCCAGUAAACGAUAAUGUUGAUCAAGGCUUGGAGAAAAAAAUGAACAAAUCCUUGUCAUCAAAUUCAAAAGUAAAACAUUUUAAUCAACAAGAAUCACUAUUUCACAGUUAUGCAGAUUUUGAAGAAACACCAACAUGGGCUGCUGUGGUUACCGUUCUUGGUUAUGCCAUUCUCAGCGCACUUGGUUGGCUACGAGAUUUUCUUCGUAAUAUCGGCUUCGAAGAGAAAAAAACGGCCAAUGAUCCUAACCCAAAAGAUUUUGUACCACUUUAUCAAAGUUAUGAAUGUUUUUAUACACGAAAUUUAUAUACACGUAUACGUGAUGUAUUUAAUCAACCGAUAGCAAGCGUUGCUGGAGCUAAAGUUGAAGUUAUGGAACGUCUUUCAGAUGAUUUCAAUUGGACAUUUAAAUUUAGUGGUAAAAAACUUCCGUCCAUUAAUCUGGGCUCAUAUAAUUAUUUGGGUUUUGCGGAAAACCAAGGACCAUGUUCAGAACAAGCAAUUAAAUCUAUAGAAACGUAUGGUGUUACGACAACUAGUACUCGACAUGAAUUGGGCAAUCAACAAUAUAUGAAAGAACUUGAAUGUUUGAUGGCUGAAUAUUUAAACCUGGAAGAUUGUAUUGCUUUUGGUAUGGGCUUUGCAACAAAUGCACUAAACAUUCCAACAUUAGCUGGAAAAGGGGAUUUAAUACUCAGUGAUAGACUAAAUCAUACGUCACUUAUACUUGGUGCUCGUUUAUCUGGCGCCGCAGUACAUACAUUCGAUCAUAAUAAUAUCCAAGAUUUAGAAUCAAAAUUACGUGACGCUAUUAUUCAUGGUCAACCUCGGACAUGUCGACCAUGGAAAAAAAUUUUAAUUAUUGUUGAAGGUGUAUACAGUAUGGAAGGUUCAUUAUGUAAAUUACCGGAAAUCAUCGGAUUAAAGAAAAAAUACAAAGCUUAUUUAUAUGUUGACGAAGCACACUCUAUUGGUGCCAUCGGUCCACGUGGUCGUGGUGUCGUUGAUUAUUGGAAAGUUAAUCCCAAUGAUAUUGAUAUACAUAUGGGUACAUUCACGAAAAGUUUUGGAUCAGCUGGUGGUUAUCUUGCUGGAAAAAAGACGCUGAUUGAUCAUAUUCGUGUUUAUUCUCAUUCUGCAUGUUAUUCAUCGAGUAUGUCAGCACCAAUUGUUCAUCAAAUAAUAUCUGCAUUGAGUAUAAUUAUGGGUCGCGAUGGUACUAAUGAUGGUCAAAAACGUAUUCAACAAUUAGCUUGUAAUGUUCGUUAUUUUCGUCGGCAACUCGUUGAUAUGGGUUUUAUUGUUUAUGGUAAUGACAAUUCACCUGUUGUACCCGUGAUGAUUUUUAUGCCAGCUAAAAUAGCAGCGGUUAACCGAGAAAUGUUAAAACGUGGUUGUGCUGUUGUUACUGUUGGUUUUCCAGCGACUGCAUUAACUGAAUCACGUGUACGGUUUUGCAUAUCAGCUGGCCAUACAAAAAAGAUGCUUGAUCAUGCAUUGAGAUCAAUGGAUGAAGUCGGUCAUCUAGUAUCUCUUCGUUAUUCAAAACAAAAUCACCAUCGUCGUUGGCAUGAACUGAACCAUGCUGAUUAUGAUAAAGAGUAUUUAUCAUAA
Molecule: messenger RNA, 1617 nt
Organism: Rotaria socialis
Lineage: Eukaryota; Metazoa; Rotifera; Eurotatoria; Philodinida; Philodinidae
Source: the annotation of a GenBank genome assembly